AUGCCAUCUCCCCCCGCCCUUCGCAUCACAACCGACUCCCUCGGCCUCCUCUUCACUCUCGUGACCGGCGCCAUGGCGAUUGCCACCGUGUGCAUCACCGGUCAGCACGAGCUUAUCAUGAGCGCGUAUGGUAAUGCGUACAUCGCCCAGAGUGCCUGGGCCUUCUUCGCCACCGUGUUGUACAUAUCUGACCUCGUCGUGACGGCGGUAAAGCCCAGCUCGAGGGUUACCUCCCUCCUCUCCGCCUCUGUGUGGCGCGGCUUCCUCGUCGUAUCAGGAACCGCCAUCAUGGGAUACUACUGCAUCGUAUUCACCGCUGUGCCCGAGUGCAUCGCCCGCACCCCUCCAUAUCAGCGUACCACCAGCACGGACGCCAACUGCCUGCUUCCGCUUGCAUCGGGAAUUGUCGGGUGGAUCACUGUCGUUAUUCUCGCCUUGUCGCUCGUGGUCGAGAUCUGCACUCUUCGUGGCCAGUCGAACGAUUGGUGCGCCCCGCUCGCCGCCCUCCAGACAGCCGAGGAUGACGCGUUGCUCAAUUCCGUGGCCAAGGACUAG
Messenger RNA from Cutaneotrichosporon cavernicola, 555 nucleotides. RefSeq lists its product as uncharacterized. The transcript is spliced from 3 exons. Bases 1 to 555 code for a protein of 184 amino acids. The record is from RefSeq and is a predicted model, not a curated record. Lineage: Eukaryota; Fungi; Basidiomycota; Tremellomycetes; Trichosporonales; Trichosporonaceae.